Messenger RNA from Conger conger (European conger), 6694 nucleotides. It is a transcript of the gene extl3, whose product is annotated as exostosin-like glycosyltransferase 3. The transcript has 6 exons. The record is from RefSeq and is a predicted model, not a curated record. Bases 732 to 3518 code for a protein of 928 amino acids. Gene Ontology annotation, cellular component: membrane. Gene Ontology annotation, molecular function: glycosyltransferase activity. Lineage: Eukaryota; Metazoa; Chordata; Actinopteri; Anguilliformes; Congridae.
CCUUCCUCCAACAAUACAGUGGUCUUAGCAACAAUGCAGCCCUCAGUGUAUGUUAUUACGCACUAUUUCGCAGGCGUUAUCUUUUGAUUUUAGAGCAAUUCAUGUGGAAAUUAUAAAAACUUAAAUAAAAGAUCGUAACUACUGCAGAUUUUGGCUCUCCAAAAUGAAGUACUAGAGUCCGUCCACUCCAGGUGGAACAAGCGUUUGUUUUGGGGUUUUCUUUUUCUUUUUUAAACAACACUGGGCUGGGAACCUUGGUGGUUUGGUGAAGGAAUGCAUCAUCUGCCCAUGUCCUAUGUAACCCCUUAGGGAAGCAAACCCUGGGGGCAGGCGGACUGGACCCUUGAUGGCGAUCUGCAGGGCAGCAACCAGUCUCCGUAUCCAGUGUCCUAAGCGCCAUGGAACCUCCUCCCCUUUUGUUGGUUUUGGACUUCUCACAGCUCUUGGAUAGGCCAAGUGUCCAAAUUUUCAUAAUCAGAGAGAUGUUGGGAUGGACAGUGUGUGCAUCUCAUGCUACCCUUGGAGGCGGAAGAUGAAAUGUCCUCUCAUUUGGUCUCUGAAGCCUACACACAACUAAACGUUGACAUAGGUGUCGGGAGAAACUCCCAGCUUAAACAGAGGUCAGAGCCCUCUGAGGUGAAUGUGCUUUCAGCAUUAUUCAAUGAAAUUUCGUCAUGGGUGCUGAUCCUCCUUGACACCAUCUUAGUUGGAAAACACUGAACAAGGAACGCAUGACUGCAUACAACAUGCUGCGAAACGGUGGGGGGACAGGAAACGGUGGCCAGCCAUGGGUCCUGCGCUGGUCAAACCGCAUUCGCCUGACCUGGCUGAGCUUCACACUCUUCUUUAUCUUGGUAUUCUUCCCACUGAUCGCACACUAUUACCUCACCACUAUUGAUGAGGCCGGGGGCCCCGACAAGCGAAUAUUCGGGCCUCGGCCCGGCAAUGAGCUGUGUGAGGUGAAACAUGUGCAGGAUCUGUGCCGCAUCCGGGAGUCAGUGAGUGAAGAGCUGCUGCAGCUGGAGGCUAAGCGGCAGGAGCUGAAUGGUGAGAUUGCCCGGCUCAACUUGAAGAUUGAAGCCUGCAAAAAAAGCAUUGACAAUGCCAAGCAGGACCUUCUUCAGCUGAAGAAUGUUAUCAGCCAGACAGAACACUCCUACAAGGAGCUGAUGGCCCAGAACCAGCCCAAGCUCUCUCUCCCUGUCAAGCUACUCCCAGACAAAGAUGAUGUAGGACUUCCUCUGCCCAAGUCAGCCCGCUCAUGCCGGCUUCACUCCUGCUUUGACUACUCUCGUUGCCCACUCACUUCUGGGUUCCCUGUCUAUGUGUAUGACACAUCAGCCUACCCCUGGGGUGAGAACAUCGAUCCAUUGGUCAAGCAGGCUUUUGCCUCCACUGUCAAAAGCAGUAUUUAUGUGACCGACAACCCAAGCAUUGCCUGCUUGUACAUAGUGCUCGUUGGGGAGCUGCAAGACAUCACUUCCUCUUCUUCCUUCUCCUCUCAGUCACCCACUAACCUGGAAAAGCAGCUACAUGCUUUGCCUUACUGGAGAACUGAUGGUCACAAUCACCUGCUAGUCCACCUGUCCAAGAAAUCCAUGACACAGAACUUCCUGUACAAUGUGAGUACAGGUCGGGCAGGUGUGGCACAGUCCACCUUCCUGGAGCACCAGUACCGUGAAGGCUUUGACCUGGUGUUAUCACCUCUAGUCCAUGCACUCUCCGAGCCCAACUUCCUGGAGGUGCCGCCACAGGUCCCUGUUAAAAGGAAGUAUCUCUUCAGCUUCCAGGGGGAGAAGGUGGAGUCCUUGAGGAGCAGCCUGCAGGAGGGGCCACCCCAGUCCUUUGAGGAGGAAAUGGAGAGUGACCCUCCAGCCGACUACGACGAUCGCAUCAUUGGUACCCUCAAGGCUGUUCAAGACAGCCGCCUAGACAAAGUUCUUGUAGAAUUCACCUGCAAGAACAGGCCACUGCCCAGCCUACCCACUGAGUGGGCACUGUGUGGUGAGCGUGAGGAGCGGCUGGAGGUGCUGAAGGCCUCCACUUUUGCCCUAGUCAUCUCCCCUGGUAAUGGACAGCUAGUUGCAUCGGCCGGCUGCGGCAUGCGACUCUUCGAGGCCUUGGAGGUAGGGGCCAUCCCUGUGGUGCUGGGUGACCACUCCCGCCUACCCUACCACCAGCUGAUACGCUGGAGUGAGGCAACGCUGAUGGUGCCCAAGCAACGCAUCACUGAGUUGCACUUCCUGCUUCGCAGCAUCUCGGAUAACGACUUGUUGGCCAUGCGGCGGCAGGGGCGCUUCUUAUGGGAGACCUACCUCUCCACAGCUGAAAGUGUCUUCAGCACCAUCCUAGCCAGUGUGCGGACACGCAUCCAGAUCCCUGCUGCACCUAUUCGAGAGGAGACCGCCCAGGAGAUCCCCCACAAGGCAGGCAAGACGGCCGGUACAGACCCAAACAUGGCUGACAAUGGGGAUCUGGAUCUUGGGCCAGUGGAGACGGAGCCACCCUAUGCUUCGCCCCGAUACCUGCGCAAUUUUACCUACACUGCCGCCAACACCUACCGCUCCUGGAACAGACCCCCUGGUCCCUUCCACCUCUUCCCCCACACCCCGCUUGACCCUGUGCUGCCUUCUGAGGCUAAGUUCCUAGGGUCCGGGACAGGCUUCCGCCCCAUUGGUGGGGGCACAGGGGGAUCAGGGAAGGAGUUCCAGGCAGCACUAGGUGGAAACGUGCCCCGGGAGCAGUUUACAGUGGUGAUGUUGACGUAUGAGCGGGAGGAGGUGCUGAUGAACUCCUUGGAAAGGCUGAACGGGCUUCCAUAUCUCAACAAGGUGGUUGUGGUUUGGAACUCGCCCAAACCACCCUCUGAUGACCUUCUCUGGCCUGACAUUGGUCUCCCCAUUGUGGUGGUUCGGACGGAGAAGAACAGUCUCAACAAUCGCUUCCUUCCUUGGGAUGCCGUGGAAACUGAGGCCAUAUUGUCCAUUGAUGAUGAUGCACAUCUUCGACACGAUGAAAUCAUGUUCGGUUUUCGGGUGUGGCGUGAGUCCAGGGAUCGAAUCGUCGGCUUCCCGGGGCGCUACCAUGCUUGGGAUAUGAACCACCAGUCCUGGUUGUACAACUCCAACUACUCCUGUGAGCUGUCAAUGGUUCUUACAGGUGCAGCCUUCUUCCACAAGUACUAUGCCUACUUGUACUCCUACGUGAUGCCCCAGGCAAUCCGUGACAUGGUAGAUGAGUACAUUAACUGUGAGGACAUUGCCAUGAACUUCCUGGUGUCUCACAUCACACGAAAACCUCCCAUCAAGGUGACAUCCCGCUGGACAUUCCGAUGCCCUGGCUGCCCUCAAGCCCUGUCCCAUGAUGACUCACACUUCCACGAGCGCCACAAGUGCAUCAACUUCUUUGUGAAGGUGUACGGCUACAUGCCACUGCUAUAUACACAGUUCCGUGUGGACUCAGUGCUGUUCAAGACACGGCUUCCCCAUGACAAGACCAAGUGUUUCAAGUUCAUAUAACUGAAGAGGCACACUGUGUGGAUGGAUUGUCCCCAUGAGGAGAGGAAGCCGAACUAGGGGCCGAGGGACUGGCAGCCCCUGGAAUAAAAUAAAUAAAUAAAAAGUGCUCCCUUUCCAGCUCACGACUGUAGAGCACAGACUCCUUCAAGUCUUGCGGUAAAACUAACGGGGUUUGUGUGUUUUGUGCAUGCGUCCCACCAGAGAGCACAACAGAUCUCACUGAAACCACUCUUUGAUGGGCCAUGGAAAGCCUUGAACGGUCACCACAGAUGGACAUUACAGCUUUCACAUCAGGGGUGCUGCAUUUGUGUCCACAAACAAAAUGUUUUGUGGCAGAACAGUUCUCAUUGCCUCUUAGCAUUUUGUUAUUUUUGCUGUUGAAUGAAAAUGUGUGUGUAUAUCUGUGUGUAUACAUGUGUGUGUAUGUGUGUGUGUGUGUGUGUGUGUAUAUAUAUAUAUAUAUAUAUAUAUACAUAUACACACACACACACACACCUCCAAAAGUAUUGGAGCAGCAAGGCCAAUUCCUUUGUUUUUGCAAUACACUGAAUGCAUUUGGGGUUUAGAUUAAAAGAUGAACGUGAGACCAAGAGUUCAGAAUUUCAGCUUUUAUUUUCUGGUAUUUAGAUGUAUGUAGAACAUGACACCUUUGGUAUCGGACCGCCCAAUAUUUAGGUGAGCAAACGUAUUGGAACAGAGUAUUUAAGUAAAUAACACUUCAUAUUUGGUAGCAUAUCCCUUGCUUGCAAUAACUAUCAAGCAUGCGAUCCAUUGACAUCACCAAACUUGCAUUCUUUCAGUUGUUUGUUUCCUUUCAGUCUCCUUCAGGAGGUAAAAUGCAUGCUCAAUUGGGUUACGGUCUGGUGAUUUCUCCUUAAAUUGGCAGACAAUGUUUUUGUAGACUUCUGAAUUCAUCCUGCUGCUAUCAUCAUGAAUUACAUCAUCAAUAAAGAUUAGUGAACCCACUCCAGAAGCAGCCGUGCAAGCCCAAGCCAUGACACUUCCUCCACCAUGCUUCCACACUUUGGAAGCACAUAUCUGUUGCUCAGUACCCAAACAGUUUCUUUAUUUUUCAGGACAUUCCAAGCUAUCCCCAAUGCUUGUGCAAUGGCUGUGAUAGAUUUCCCUUCCUUUCAAAAUGCUUUUCUCCCAAAGACAGCUCUCUGGUGUGGUCUUCAAAGGCAAAACCAAAGGCCAAAACCAAGAGAAGAUUCGGAACUAUUUGUCCAAUCUAACAGGACAAAGGGCAAGACUAACAUGUUCCAAUACUUUUGCUCACCAAAACAUUUGGUGGUCUGAUACAAAAGGUGAUAUGUUCCAAGUUGAUGAACAAAUCUAGAUAAAAAUACCAGGAAAUAAAAGCGAAAUUUGUCAUCUCAUGUACAUCUUUUGACCUCAAACUCAAUUGUCUUCAGUGUAUAGCAGCAACAAAGGAAUUGUUGGGGGCCACGGUGACGCAACAGGCUAAGAUGCAGCAGACUUGCGGUUCGCUGCCGUUGCACACUGGGGACCAGGGUUCAAUUCCCAGUCCUGCCAAAAGCCAAGUUUGGCCAGCUCACGUGGAGCAGCAUAAUUGCCUCGCCGCUCCAGAGAGAGGGUCUUGGCAGGGUUAGCCGAUUGCCGCACAAUAAGCGCCUCGGUCGCCUUGGAACCACGGACACGAUUAGAGAGAUGAGAUGUCUUGAAAAGGUGUGUCGCUCUUCCUCAGCUUGCCAGGGGGCGGGGUGUGUACGGUGUAUCUAACACUAACUCGAAUUGAAUAAGAGGGGGGUACAAUUGGCUACUAAAUUUGGAGAAAAGGCAAAAAUCUGAAAUAAACCUGAAAAAAAAACAAAGGAAUUGAUCUUGCUGUUCCAAUAAUUUUUGAGGGGACUAUAUACACACACACACACACACACACACACACUGCGUAUGUGUGAAUUAAAAAAAAAAAAAAAAAAAAAAAAAAAAAAAAGCACUGAUGUUCAUCUCUAUUUUAUUCAAGGAGUUUUUAAAUGUGUUGGUGUUUAACCGUACAAAGGUCUGUGUAUUAUGGACAAUUGUCUGCAAACUAGUAAUUCUCAGCCAGAAUUCAAACCAUAUGCGGACUCACUCACACGGGGCAUGCUUGUGGGUCAGUUUGACGGGGUACAAUUGAACUCAACAGGAGAUUUCUGACUACGGUGCAGUUCGCCAAAGUUCCAGAAGUUAAAUAAAUAAAUAAAAUCCUUAAGCACACAUGAGCACAAUAUUAACUCAACAAUUUUGUUGUUUUGCACUGGAGUACAAUGAGAAAGUAAGAAGUGUACUGGAUGACACUGAAACAUGAGAAGGUAAGAAGUUAAUUUCAUUUGCUGAAACACUGACUUAUCCAGUGCCCUUUGAAAAGUUUGGCGACAUGAUUAUAGAGAAACUGUCACAACCAAAAAAAUGUUUGGAACUGAGGACAUUCUGACAUUUCUCCUGUCUUAGUACUAACAGAAUGUUGUUUCCCCCGUCCUCCAAGUCCUUUCAGGUCAAAGGUGAAAACAUGCAUAUUUUGGCUCCAAAGUCUGAAACGCUGAGGUUUUCUCUUCUCCCUGCUCCUGCCAUUUAAUUUUUUAUUGCGUGAAUGUAUGUUUUCCCUGUCAACAGAAAAAGGUACGGAUUUUCAGUGUUGAUGUGCACGGAUGUGCAGUAUGUGGAGGUUGUAUUCCAAAAUGAAUGUUUUGUAAUGAAGGUGGGCAGUGUUAAUAUAAACAGUUCAUCCUCCUCAGACAUAAUGUCUCUGGUUUUGCGUAGCUGUAGUCCUGUGUAGUUCUCCAGAAAGGCACAUGUGUAGUACAUGCACAAAAUCAGUAUUCACUUUUUUUUUUUUUUGAUUUUAAGUCCAAAAAGCAUGUUUCUGUGUAUGAACACAAGUUGCCACUAUGUUCAUUACAAUAGAUUCAGCAGCGCAGUUACUUUUUGCAGAAAACCCACAGCCGCUUACGCAUCUUGAUUUACGGAAAAGCACAUCCCCGCCCCAAUAGAGGGAGAUCCACACCUAUUUGUUUAGUUCUAUGUUCUUUCUGCUAGUCUAGUUGGUAAAUUCCCUUACUGAUGCAUAGAAAUGGCAACAAGUUGAUUUUAUUCUGAAGCACAAAUGCACCUUUAGCAGGUCAGGGGGAGCACACCUUGGCCUAAGCUUUAACAAAGCCCAUCCCACCUCAUAUGUC